Messenger RNA from Priapulus caudatus, 1978 nucleotides. Its product is annotated as dual specificity protein phosphatase 16-like. The record is from RefSeq and is a predicted model, not a curated record. Gene Ontology annotation, molecular function: MAP kinase tyrosine/serine/threonine phosphatase activity; protein tyrosine/threonine phosphatase activity. The transcript is spliced from 10 exons. Lineage: Eukaryota; Metazoa; Priapulida; Priapulimorpha; Priapulimorphida; Priapulidae. Gene Ontology annotation, cellular component: cytoplasm. Bases 662 to 1978 code for a protein of 438 amino acids. Gene Ontology annotation, biological process: protein dephosphorylation; negative regulation of MAPK cascade.
GUAGCGCCGUCGUUGUUUACCCGAUCGAACUGUUGGUUGAACUUUGAAAGUCUGAUAAAAAAUAUGUGCCAAGUAAGCAAGGAUUAGGACGUCGUCGAAGGAAGGUGCACAAGUCAAGUGUGUAAGGCCAGCAGUAGCAGCACCAGUGUUUGAUGACUCAUCGCCUCAGCCUCCGCAUCAGUGUUAGCUACGCGAGCCACACGGCUCUGCGAUCAUUUAGUCUGCUGUUAGCCUAGUCGCACGUCCGCUCGUCCGCUAGCGAGAGAGAGAGAGCUCUAGAGAGAGAGGGAGAGAGCAACCUGCACCGCUUAGAAUAUGCGUAGGAGGUUGCUCCUAGCAAGUAGACACUUAUAGACAUAGACUUAGACAGUUAGAGACACGCAAAGAGACUUAUACGCUUAGAGACACAGCGACUUCGAGACACAGAGAGAAAGGAGGGCAGAUAGAGAUAAAGAGAGCGAGAGCAAUAGCUGUUAUGCACAGCGUGCUCUCAGUGACUGCCCCGCUACGACCCACUUCUCAAAAAGUGGAAGAUUCACACAGUGAAUUCAGCAUUAGGAACUUUCCAGGCAGCUCACACCGACGAUAGCAGUCGGCCGGUAUAGCGCCACCUAGCGGCGUAGAACAGAACUAGUGCCAUUGGCGAGAGAUCACCGCAACAAUGGAGGUGAUUGUGAGAGCGCCCCCGCCAGCAUGCUGUCGCGACAAGUCUACAGGCAGCUGUCACAGAGCUGACCACCAGAGGGCGAUGUUGAUGUUGACAACGAUUGACGAUGUGGCAUCGCUUGUUAGAACCAACAACGUUGAUGUGUUGUUGAUCGACAGUCGGACGUUCCUCGAGUACAAUACGUUCCACAUCGACGGUGCCGUGAACAUCAACUGCUCGAAGCUUGUCAAGCGACGUCUGCAACAGGGAAAGGUGUCAGUGGGAGAGUUGAUCUGUCAGUCGUGCCGACUGGACACGCUAGACUACUCUGACGUCAUCGUCUACGACGAGCAGACGGAAUCGCUCGAGCAGGUCUCUCAGGACAGCUUUCUGCACGUGCUCAUCGCCAAGCUCCGAGAUGCCUUCAACAGCGUCAGUCUGCUGCAAGGUGGAUUCCUGGCGUUCCAGGGAGCGCAUCCGGAGCUGUGCGAGAUGAAGAAUCAGCGGCUGGUGAGCCUGACGUCACACUCGCAGCCGUGCAUGUCGGUGAGCGCCAGCGCUCCGACCAAGAUCCUCCCCUUCCUCUACCUGGGAAGCCAGGUAGAUGCCCUCGACGUAGAAAUGAUGCAGGCCCAUGACAUAUCGUACGUGUUGAAUGUAUCCAACAACUGUCUCAAGUCGGACAGCGUGCCCAACGAACACUUCCUGCGCAUUCCCGUCAGCGACAACUACAAGGAGAAACUCAUACCCUGGUUUGACAUCGCCUUCAACUUCCUAGACAAGGUGCGCGAGUCGAACGCGUGCGCGCUCAUCCACUGCCUCGCCGGCGUCUCGCGAUCGCCGACGUUCGCCAUCGGCUACAUCAUGAAGCGGAUGCGCAUCAGCUCCGACGAAGCCUACAGGUACGUCAAGGAGAAACGCGUCGGCAUCUCGCCCAACUUCAACUUCCUCGGACAGCUGCUCGACUGGGAACGCCACCUGGUGGGUGAGGGCCGCAUCGCGCGCGAGCCACCGCCAAAGCGUCAUUGCUCCAUCGACGCCACCGGGCAGACGCCGGCCGCCGCGGCAACGACGAUGACCACCACGGUCUCCCCGACGACCGCGCUCGCCCAGCUCAGCUUUUCGACCCUCGCCGGCAGCAGCGGCGCCCUCUCGCGGGAGGACCUGUGCUGCGGCCGCGCCUGCAUCCCGACGUCGCAGCUCAGCUCGAUCAGCUUCACGCCAAGCGUAGAAUGCAGAGUCGUAUACGGCGUUAAGAUGGAUUCCACCGGGAUAAAGGAACCUCGGUCCUUCAAACAGCAUUCUAAAUCGUCGCAGAACAAUAACGGCUGA